This is a messenger RNA of Mercenaria mercenaria, 585 nucleotides long. Its product is annotated as 40S ribosomal protein S14. Gene Ontology annotation, biological process: maturation of SSU-rRNA from tricistronic rRNA transcript (SSU-rRNA, 5.8S rRNA, LSU-rRNA); translation; ribosomal small subunit assembly. Gene Ontology annotation, cellular component: cytosolic small ribosomal subunit; ribosome. Gene Ontology annotation, molecular function: small ribosomal subunit rRNA binding; mRNA 5'-UTR binding; structural constituent of ribosome. The record is from RefSeq and is a predicted model, not a curated record. Bases 75 to 530 code for a protein of 151 amino acids. The transcript is spliced from 5 exons. NCBI's taxonomy places the organism in Eukaryota, Metazoa, Mollusca, Bivalvia, Venerida, Veneridae.
UGCGCUUUUUGUACCAGUUUGCUACUUCCUUUUUACUACUUCCUUUUAACCAAAAACAUCCGAAAUUUCAGAGGAUGGCACCCAGAAAGGGAAAGACCCAAAAGCAAGAAGAGCAGGUCACUUUGGGACCCCAAGUUAAAGAUGGGGAAAAUGUGUUUGGUGUGGCUCACAUAUUUGCCAGUUUCAACGACACUUUUGUCCAUGUUACAGAUCUAUCGGGAAAGGAAACUAUUGCUCGUGUGACUGGUGGUAUGAAAGUGAAGGCUGACAGAGAUGAAGCUUCACCAUAUGCUGCUAUGUUGGCAGCCCAAGAUGUAGCUGAAAAAUGCAAAAACCUUGGAAUUACAGCCCUUCACAUUAAAUUGAGGGCUACUGGAGGAAACAGGACAAAGACCCCAGGACCAGGAGCACAGUCUGCUUUGAGGGCUUUGGCCAGAUCCGGAAUGAAGAUUGGCAGAAUCGAGGAUGUUACCCCAAUUCCCUCAGACAGCACAAGAAGGAAGGGUGGUCGUCGUGGUCGCAGAUUGUAAAUUUGUCAUUGUUCUGUAGCUACAUUUACUGCAAAGAGAAAAAAAUAGAAAAUAC